UGAAAAAGCAUUUUUUUACUUAGGUAGUACCUACUACACGUUUUCUACAUGUUACCUUUAUUAUAAUAAUAAAAAAAUAAAAAACAAUACAUACGAUGGAAUUUAUCGAAUUAAUAUUGAUCAAUAAAUUAGACGGUGUAAUUUUGAAAUACCCUCAUCAUGAAAACGUAGACGGGACUGUAUGUAUAACAGGACAUCAUCUUAUUUUGAGUUCCAGAAAAGAGGGCGUUCGAGAAUUAUGGCUUCUUCAUAAGAACAUAGACAGCAUAGAGAAAAAAGAAAACAAACCAAGUGGUGGAGUCACACAGGGUGGAUCCCUAUUCCUAAAAUGCAAGGACUUGAGAAUAUUUCAGCUAGAUAUUGCUACCACAACUGAAUUGAACCUUAUGGCGCAGACAUUAGAGAGCCUCUCUAAUUUACAGGACCCUAGACUGUUCUACCCAUUUUUCUACAGACAUAUGCACCCUAUAGUUGAAAAUGGAUAUACUCUAUACAGUAUAGAAGGUGAAUUCACAAAAGUACUGGCUUCAGAAGAAUGGAGAGUAUCUCGUGUCAACCACAAAUAUACUGUUUGUUCAAGUUAUGGAAAAGCAGUUGUCGUGCCAAAAACCAUUGAUGACAGUACACUCACCAUUGCGGCUAGCUUCAGGCAGGGUGGCAGAUUCCCUGUGUUGUCUUACAGGCAUAAUAAUGGGGCGGUAUUGAUGCGUGCAGGCCAACCUCUGUACGGGCCCAAACACCGGCGUUGUCGAGCGGAUGAAGCGAUUCUCAACACCAUAGUAGCGGUCGGCACUAAAGGAGUCAUUUAUGAUUUAAGGAGCUCUAACUCAAUAUCACAGCAGCAGAAUAAAGGUGGUGGUGGUACAGAAAGCAGCUCGAAUUAUUCACAGUGGAAAAUAUACAACAGAUCGAUGGAUGAUGUAGACAACCAACAUCAACUAUUAGAUAGCUAUUCGAAAUUAAUCGAAGCGUGCAAUGACAAAGACAUUUCCAGCGAUAAAUGGUUAUCGAAACUGGAGUCAUGCGGAUGGCCCGAAAGCGUGAGGAACUCCUUACAUACUGCCUGUAUUGUAGCACAGCAUAUACAUCAGAAAGUGGAGCCCGUUCUCGUCCAUGGCACGCGGGGUGAAGAUGCCACGUUACUCGUGUGUUCUCUGGUGCAAAUUAUAUUGAAUCCAGACUGCAGGACCAUCAGAGGUCUCCAAGCGUUGAUAGAGCGCGAAUGGCUGCAGGCGGGCCACCCGUUCGGGUCCCGCCUCCGCUGCGGGCCGUACGCCGCGUCGCAGCCGCGCGCCGCCCCCACUUUCUUAUUAUUUUUGGAUUGCAUCAGACAGUUUCUGGAGCAGUUCCCCUGCAGCUUCGAGUAUCGACAGUCUUAUUUGAUCACGCUUUUUGAACACUCUUAUGCUAGUCAAUUUGGUACGUUCUUAUGCGACAACGAACAAGAGCGGGAAUCGCGUGGCGUGUACUCGCAGACGACCAGCACGUGGUCGUGGCUGAACCAGCCGCGCGAGCUGCCCGCGCACAUCAGCCCGCUGUACGACCCCACCCCCGGCGUCAUCUGGCCCUCCGUCGCCCCCAUGAGCUACGUCAUAUGGGAAGAACUAUACCUGAGAUGGCUCGUGGAACAAAACACCGAACAACGCGAAGAGCAAUACAAAGUGAUACGUUCGAGAGAACAGCAACUACGAUCCCAAGCGCAGCAACUUCGUCGGGAACUAUUCGAUAUCGCGAGCCAAUACUAUAACGACGGGAAGAACGAAUCGAAGGAAGCCGCUAAAUAACACAGAAGUAGGGGCCGAUCGCCGCGCGCUCGUCCAAUCAGGUACGGUCUAGUCUUGGGCGAUAUUUACGAUUUCGAAAUUAUAUUUUCAUAGUCAUCUAUUUUGGAUAUCGUAUAUGUAAAAAAAAAACACCAAUAGUGGAAACAAUAUCAGAGGACUUAUAGGUUCUCUGAUAUUUUUUUCUGCUUUUAUAUAUUUCUAUAUAACCAAUUGUCAUGGCGAUAACUAUGUGUAUUUAUAUGGUGACAUGGAAAUCUAUUCUUAAUUAGAUUACUUACCAAGUUUAUAUUUCUAAUUAGGUUUGUUAUAAAUGACAUACAUGCUUUUUAACUAAAUGUAAAUUUAAUGUAGAUGAAAAAUUGGAGCUAGAGUGGGAUUCGAACCCACGUAUCUACAAAUCCGAGGCAGCGGCUCUUCUGUCUGAGCUAACGAGGACCCCACUCGGUUGAGUAGGGAUGUCACACGAUUCUGAAAUUAUAAAUUAAAAUAGUGUUACUACAGCUAAAAUAUCAAUCGAAAUGAUAGCCGGUCAAGAAACUUAAGGAGUAAAAGUUAAAUCGUUUAUUCAGAAAUUAGACCUUAACUUUCACGUCCAAUUUUAUAUUAUAUAGUAAUUUUUCGGAACGACCACUGCUGAGCAAUGCCGUAAUAAUAGAUCUCAAAAAGUAUUAUUUGUCCCUUGCCAAACAGAGUGUUUUAUAAGCGAUGCUUUACGGCGUAAUAAAAGUAAAAAGUUAAUUGUAUUUGGAUUCUAGGUAUUUGGAUUUGAGAAAAUAAUUUUUCUAAUUAUACAGUUGCAUUGUUUAGAAAAUAUACCGAAAUGCGUUGAUAUGCGUUGUAUAUACUCUGGCACCCAUUCAGAGAAUUUAGUUAUGUCCCACAUUUUAAAUUUAAAUAUAAUUCAUGUUUGUUCUCAGCAGUUUUAAAUACAAUAAUGGAUACAAAGAAUUUGUUGUCUGGUACUGUCACCCACUGUGGUCACACACUCCACAUAGGUAGUUAUAAGGAAGUUUAAAAUUUACCCUCUAGUCUAAUGUCAAAACUGGGUUUAUGUAUUCUUAUUUCACUAUAUACGUCUUUUCAACCAUACAUGUGUCUACUAGUGGACUACCUGUACUUAUGUAAUUAUUAUGAAAGUUGUUUUUUAUGUAAAUAUAUAUUAUGUGCAAGUUUGUAAACGUUUAGAUAAGAUAUUCAUAAAGAUUAAUUUUAUGUUCCAUUAACAGAAUAAGGUAAUUUAAUGUCAAUUUUACAUUGUAACUUAUUAUGGAUUAACUAGGUAUUAAAAUCCUAUGUUCUUAUCGUAAAUGCUAACAGAAAUGUAUGCCGCAUGUAUUAUGUGGUUAUUCAUAAUGAAAAGUUAAAAUAACUUAUGAAUAAAUCAUGGUUUAUAAAAAAAAUCAUCUGAGAAACUGUAAUGUGCUUUCAGGCUUAAAUAAGGCUAAUUUCGAAAACAAGGUGCUUUGCUUAUGAGGAAAUGGUCAAUAUAACUGCUAAGGCAUGCUAUAAAACUUAAACUGAAAACUGCGACGCUGUCAUAAAGGGCUCAUAAAGGUUUACUGAACGUUUGUACCCGCCAUAAAAUAUACGACGGCGCAGAAUAUCAAAGCAUUAUUUCACCCAAUUAUUAAAUUUUAGCUUCAUUUUUAUAGCGUAAAAUUAUACGAACUAGAUCUUAAACAAUUUAUUAUAAAUUAUAUAUUAAAUAUAUACACAUAAACGUUUAAUUAUAGAUGCUUAAGAGAAAGAAAUAGAAUAGCUCUAAAACAGUAGCCUAAGCUCAGGAGCGUGUAUUUUUAAGAAAUGUAAGCACCAAAAUUAAUGUUAUAUGUAUUUAUGAAUGAAUUAAGAUAUACAUGACACCAAUUAACAAUUUAGAUAGGAAGGAUUUCAAGACUGCAUUACUGUUCCUUCGCGACGCUUUCGUUCCAUGACAUAUACGUGACAAAUCUUGCCUAUUUAUUAACGGUGUUAUACAUACCAAUAUAGAAUCACUACACUAUAGUAUCCGCGUCACUUUGGUUAGCAUAGCACAUUAAACAUAGUACAUUAAACAUAGUAUAAUCCAUUUAAUUUAGGCACUAGUGGGAUGAAAACAAUUUUUUAUAUAUAAAUAAGACAUUUAAAAAUAUAGAAAAUGAAAAUUUGCUUUCUGAGCGACAAUAAAAUCACAUUUUUUUACACAUGUUUUUAAAUUUAAUUUCGUUUGAUUUUAGCCUGUCAAAAAGAACAUAUUAAUAUAUUAAGUUGGUAUAAUAUUAUCCAAUAUAUAGGUAUACUGGAAAUCUACCAUGGUUCUUACUGUCGUAAAAUGUUUUAUGUUUUACGUGUAUAGUGCCCUAAGAGUUAUGGCUACGAUCAUAAUGUAACGGGUGCUAGUCGUGAACAUAUUUUUUCUGAUAAAAGUUUGUGUAGAUUUAUUAUUGAAAUGAAAAUAAUUACCGUAUACUAUGCAGUUUGAUUAAGACUUAUCAAUAUACCUUUGAAUAUAAUAGUAAAUCUUCUAUUGUCAAAUAUUUGUAU
Plodia interpunctella (Indianmeal moth) is the source of this 4307-nucleotide messenger RNA. RefSeq lists its product as uncharacterized. The record is from RefSeq and is a predicted model, not a curated record. Gene Ontology annotation, cellular component: cytoplasm; membrane. Bases 96 to 1784 code for a protein of 562 amino acids. Gene Ontology annotation, molecular function: phosphatidylinositol-3-phosphate phosphatase activity. The transcript has 10 exons. NCBI's taxonomy places the organism in Eukaryota, Metazoa, Arthropoda, Insecta, Lepidoptera, Pyralidae. Gene Ontology annotation, biological process: phosphatidylinositol dephosphorylation; negative regulation of autophagy.